This is a messenger RNA of Acipenser ruthenus (sterlet), 4870 nucleotides long. Its product is annotated as beta-1,3-galactosyl-O-glycosyl-glycoprotein beta-1,6-N-acetylglucosaminyltransferase 4-like. Gene Ontology annotation, molecular function: acetylglucosaminyltransferase activity. The record is from RefSeq and is a predicted model, not a curated record. Gene Ontology annotation, cellular component: membrane. Lineage: Eukaryota; Metazoa; Chordata; Actinopteri; Acipenseriformes; Acipenseridae. Bases 132 to 1409 code for a protein of 425 amino acids. The transcript has 2 exons.
CAGUCUUGAUUCGGCAAUCUUAAUCGCCCUCGGAGAAAGUUUUUUGUCAUUUGGAUCUUACUGAACUGCACGAGUUACUUGAAAUAGCGUUCUUCACUUUCGUAUUCAUACUGUGCCCGCUAUAAUAACUGAUGAAGAUAAAGCGAUGUGCCUUUCAAUAUAAACUGUUUUUUAUUGUGCUUUUAAUUCUGGGAGUUUUAAAAAUCCUUUCUGAAACUGUGACACCGAAACGCUUUUUUGUGGAGCCUUAUUGGAGGAGCUCCAGUUCUUUCAAAUUCAGUGAAUUAAAUCAAAACGUCAACUGCACUGCCAUCUAUGAUGCAGAUCCAGUGGAGAUCGGCAAGUCUCUGGAGAUUAGAAGGAAAGUGAUUAUUGAUUUGGAGGAUGACGAUGUCAGGGACAUGACGGCUGACUGCCAAAGAUAUAUUAAGUUGCGACAAUAUUCUGAGAAAUCGGUUUCAGAUGAAGAGCGCCAGUUUCCGUUGGCCUACUCUCUGGUUGUGCACAAACACUCAGGAAUGUUUGAAAGACUCCUGCAUACAAUCUACAUGCCUCAGAAUGUCUACUGCAUCCACUACGAUCAGAAAUCCUCCCAAAGCUUCAAAGCUGCUGUCCAAAAUGUAGUCAAAUGUUUCCCAAAUGUCUUUAUUGCAUCCAGACUGGAAUCGGUGCAGUACGCUCAUAUUUCAAGGCUUCAGGCCGAUCUCAACUGUCUGUCAGACCUCCUCAGCUCCCCAGUCCAGUGGAAGUACGUCAUCAAUCUGUGCGGCCAGGACUUUCCACUCAAGCCCAACUUCGAGCUCAUGACGGAGUUAAAGAAACUGAAUGGGGCCAACAUGCUGGAAUCAAGCAGACCUAGCAGCUUGAAAAAGCAGCGCUUCACUUACCGCUACGAGCUUCGCGAUGCACCUUACGAAUACCAGAAGCUGCCUUUUAAAACCAAAGAGAUCAAGGACCCUCCGCCCCACAACAUCGAAAUGUUUUGCGGAAGUGCCUACUUUGUCUUGAGCCGCAAGUUUAUUCUGCACAUUAAUGGGAGCCAGUUAGUGAAAGACUUUUUGGCCUGGUCUGCGGACACGUAUUCUCCUGAUGAGCAUUUCUGGGCUACCCUGGUGCGAGUCCCUGGGGUACCAGGGGAGAUUCUAAGGUCCGAUCCUGACUUCACAGACUUGAAGAGUAAGACACGACUUGUGAAGUGGAGCUACCUUGAGGGCACCCAUUACCCUCCCUGCACUGGAACCCACAUUCGCAGCAUCUGUAUCUACGGGGCAGCAGAACUUCACUGGCUCAUUAAUUUUGGCCAUUGGUUUGCGAACAAGUUUGAUCCUCAAGUAGACCCCGUUCUUCUCAAAUGUUUGAAAGAGAAAAUUGAAGAAAAACAAGUGCAUUGGGUAAACUUGACCAAGUGAUGUGCAUUUUGGUGGCAAUGCAAACAUGUUAUUCAAAUUCCCAAAGAGGAAUUGUAUAUUUUUAUGAACCUUGCUUUUUUGUGACGUCUUCAAGAAGGUAAUUUGUGACACAGAGUUAUUUUUUUAAGAAAUUAUUUUAUAUGCGUGAUCGUGUUACCUUUAUGCCUUUAAGUGUGCUGUUUACAGAACUGGUAAAAGCCAGAGUAAUCUCUGAAGUAUCACCAUUUAAAAAUGACAGUUUUAGAAAUAAUGCAAAAGUCUUUGAAAUUUCUCUGUAACAAUUUAACGUCUGCAUCUUGCAUACAAUGGAUGACUUUGUUCUGGCCAGCUCCGAUGUGUAAAUGACUCUGUAGCUAUGUUCAUUUUUUUUUUUACUGUACCGGUUUCAUCAUUGUUAAAAAGUCUACAAGUCUUUUGUGGCCUAUUGCUAAUCAGACUGUUUUUCCCAGCUCCCUCUCUUUAUCAUGGAAGAAAGCCUGUUUUUUCUACGAGAUUUGAUUAGUAGGGAAUCAAAUGGCAGCUCACUGAAGUGAAUGCUCAGGGUUAGAAUCCCAGUCCUACGCUCAGUUCAGAGUUUCAAAAAUCCCCACCAUUUAAGUUCUAUUAUUUAAAAUGAUCAGGAGUCAGGAGUUUGAGAAGUUAAAACCCUGUUAAAAAACGUUUCCCCCCCUUUAGGUGCACAAGCAACUCCUGAGGCGCCAGUGACUGGGAUAAGCACAGUCUUUACUAUAGCAUAUCUAAACAAUAGGAGCUGUGAAAGCCAGGCCUGGGAGCUGGACAUGUUUGAGUUUCUAUCUCUGAUGUAUAUGUGAGCCAGUGAAACUCUGCCUGUCAUUUAUAAUUCAUAGAGCCUGCAGUAAUUGCACUAAAAUAUGGAAAAGCCACAAACUGGGGAGAAAGAAAUCAAGUAUGAUUUAAGAAAAAAAAAAAAGUACGUUCUGGGCAGAUUGAAAUUCAUUUUUUAUAACCUUUUGUUGCAAGUAUGGCUUUCUCUGCAUCAUUUUUGCACAUUGUCACUGGGCUUUGCAGGAAUGAAAAACAGGUCUUCUCUGCUGUGCUUUGCUGGCAGUAACGAAUGCUCUUAUACAGUGUCCUUGCCCAGGGGAACAGUGUAUACCGUAGCUAGGCAGUUUUAGGAACUAAUGAUUCCCUUUAAAGGUCAGGCAGGUGUUCACAGGCUCCCAGAUCUGCUGGAUUUGAUGCAGUAAAUCAAAACAGUAGUCAUGACAAUCACUGCAUGUAUUUUCACUGACAAUGCAAACAGAAGAAAUUAACUUCUCAGUGAUUUCAUUUCUAUACCUUUAAGAUCAGCUUUGCAGUUACAAACAACUGAUCUUUUGAAAUGAAUGGAAAUAAUAUAUUUUAUAUUAGUAGUAUGAAUGUACUGUAUUUUCAGUGUAAUGUGAAGACACUACAGCUGUACAACUUCAUAUCGGUUUCCUUAUGUGCUGAAGCUGCAUUGAAGGUCUGACAAUACAUAGUGUGCUGUACAGAAAUGAUCACAGUUUGCCAGUUAAUCAAGUUUCCUUUGAAGAAUGUUCAAUGUUCUCUAUAAUGAAGCACUUACAGUCCUGAAGGAAUUUACACAGGGAGAAAGGUUUCUUGUGAAUGAAUACAAAGAAAACAGAAUUCAAGUAACCUAAAAAAAAGCCCACUGAAUUGCACCUUAAUAAUGAAUGAGGAAAGACAUCUUGAAGCACAUAAUGAUUGAAUAAUGAACCCGUAUACACUACUGUGCGAGUACAAUAAACGAAGCAGAGCAGAUCUUCAUGGCGCACUUGACAGCAGAUCAAUGGCUACAUGAGAGGAGCAGAUAGGGUUUUUUGUGAAGGUAGUGUGGAGAGAUCCGGAAAUAAUCUCUAUGACUUUAGUCUGCAGUAUCAGAGCACACAGUUUGGGGAGGGGAAAGAGGAAGCAUACACAAACUUUUAGAACAGAAGACUACUGUCUCCAAGUCAGCCAGUGGCUGCCAACAGAACUAUCAUGACAUGGAACUCCCAUAUAUAUAAAAAAAACGAACACACCCAGCCACAUUCUGGCUGAAUAUUACAAGUGGAAACAGUUCUCACUGAGGGUGAAUAGAGGCAUCCACUUUGUCCUGAGUCACUUCCUAAUUGUUACAAAGUUAUUUUAAAACCGCUGCAUUGCAAUAACGUUAGUUGGAAAUCCCCAUAUACUCCCUGUGGUAUUAAAAAAAAACCAGUUGGCUGUGUUAUUCAGAGACCAAUGCAGUGCUCCAUCUGGGCCUCCAGCCAAGAUCUACAACUCAGCGCGACCAGGAUUCAAACCACCUGACACUAACACAAGAGUGCCUUUACUGAAGGGUACACUGGGGACUCUGAUGAGAAGAUAUGCAGUAAAGGAUUUUACAUUAUGAAAUGCCAUCUUGGCCAAAUUCUCACGGAAAAAAACAUUUGAAUGUACUGUUAUUCGACUAUACGCAAUUAAAAUAUUUUUUUAUAUUUAUUAUCUCCUUUAUGUAGCUGUUUUUUAAAGAAAAAAGUAAUGUUUUUUUUUUUUACAUUUCUACUUGGUAAUGCCUUUUGAAAAAAUAUUUUUUGAUAAUGAUUUUAUUAAUUAUGAUUUUAAGUUUUUCUUUUUUAUAUAAUCACAGUAGAACCUCUGAGUUCUGAACACCUUGGGAAUGGAGGUUGAUCGUAAGUCUGAAAAGACUGUAACUCUGAAAAUGAGUUUUCAAUGGUUUAAUAUGUACAUCUGCUAUCUACACCCUCAAUCUGGAGAAUGAUACAAAGGCUAAAUUUCAGUUACUAUGGAAAUUGGAACUGUAGCAAAAACACAGAUUUAAACAUCCAGGAAAACCCGGGUUAACGUAGCGCUUGCUUUUAUUUUAUUUUAAACAAAAUGCAUUCCUGCAGCUUGCUCAGACAUUCGGCCUCCUUUGGCAUGGAAAAGGAACUGUGCUUUAUUUAAAACUAAAUGUUCCUUGUAAAAUUGUCCGACUUGCUUUGAAAUCUGCCUCACCUUUCUGGAUACAUUUGUUGGUACAGUAAUUGUGCCUUCUCUGUGACUAGCACGCCGCUUAUAGUAGCUCCUAUGUGGUUGCAUUGCACACAUGGGUGAGUGACUGUGUACUUCCGGUUGAAAGUGGGGGUGUUCGGUAGACCGGUCAGUUUGUAAGUUUGGUGUUCCUAACUCUGAGGUUCUACCGUAUGUAAUUAAGGACUGUUUAGAGUCAAUGAAUUUGACCAAAAAUCAAGAAUGUUUACUUGAGUCUACAGAAUAUGCAAUUUAUACUAAUUCUAUGAGUUGUAUUGUAAGGUUUGAUGUCACUUUUAUGCAAAAGCCACUUAUUUGUCAAGCAAAGAUAAUAAUGUAUGCAAUAAAAUGUACUUUAAUAAUGUCAUCACAAAUACAAAACAAGGUUAUUAAUUUGUGCCUCUAAGCAGUAUCAUUGACCCUUUCUCACAAAGUUUGAAUUUGAAGAUUGAUUAAAAAGACUU